CGCUGGCUUUUUGUGGAUGAAUGUAGACUUUAUCCAGCCGCUGGUGCAAUGUCAUCGGCCUCUCUGGCAGGCAGCAAACUGGAAGGGAAACAGCCGGCCGAGCUUCGCCGCCAACGCGCUUAGCUCCUCCAGAUGCAGCCGCACAUCGACAGCGAGGCUCGCUGUGAUGUUUUACGGACCGGAGUGAGAAAAUAAGGAGGAAAUUGUUUUCACCUCGACUGGAGGAGAGGAAGAGAUAAAGAGCGAAAGACCACCGUUCAUAUUCCGAAACUGUUUAAUUCGAAGCUCCUACAGAAAACUGCCUGGUUGGUGCCUUGAGUCUAUUCAGCUAUGGCUAUCGCUAGGCAAUUUGGACUGCUGGUGUGGAAAAAUUAUCUUCAGCAGAAACGUCAGAUUCUGGUGACUCUGGUGGAAAUCCUCUUGCCGCUGCUUUUCUCUGGCAUCCUCAUCGUGCUGCGUCAGAAGGUGCCUUUUCAGGAUUACCCAAAUGCCACCAUCUAUGAGAGCUUUCCUGUCAACAUUUUACCCAGCCGUAUUUCACGAAACCUGCAGCUGGGCUACGUGCCCAGUAACUCCAGCGUUGUGCGUCAGGUGGCGGAAGAUGUCAGAGGCAGCCUGUCCCUGCACUCAGUGCGUGGCUUUGAUACAGAGGAGCAGUUUGAGAAGUACGUCCGAACCGACCCUCAGUCACACCAGAUAUUGGCUGCUGUCAUCUUUGAGCACCCCUUCACUCAUGACGACGAGCCCCUGCCCCUGCAGGUGAGCUACCACCUGCGCUUCACCUUCACCCCACGCAACGCCCCACCUAGGGAGAAGUCUGAACUGAGCCCAAACAGUGACUUGGACUGGCAUACACUCAGCCUCUUUCCCCUUUUCCAGCUGCCAGGGCCAAGGGAGCAGCACGACAAGGAUGGGGGGACACCAGGUUAUUACCGUGAGGGCUUUCUGGCAGUCCAGCACGCAGUGGACAAAGCCAUCAUGCGAUCCCACAACAGUACUGGAGCAGACCAUUUGCUGAAACAGACCAGGGUGGUUCUGUCACGCUUUCCUUACCCUAGCUUUAUCUAUGAUGUCUUCAUCUUGGCCAUUCAGAACCAGCUGCCUCUUCUCUUAGUGCUCAGCUUCACUUACACGUCCCUCAACAUAGUGCGAGCUGUGGUGCAGGAGAAGGAACGGAAGCUCAAGGAGUACAUGAGGAUGAUGGGCCUCAGUAACUGGCUGCAUUGGAGCGCAUGGUUCCUGAUGUUCUUCCUCUUCCUCUCCAUUUCAGUGUUUUUUGUUACUCUGCUCCUCUGUAUCCGGGUGAGUCCUAACGGUGCAGUGUUGAACUACAGUGACCCCACCCUGGUCUUUGUCUUCCUGCUGGUUUUCACUGUGGCCACCAUCAACUACAGCUUCAUGAUCAGUGCCUUCUUCUCACGAGCCAACGUGGCGGCAGCAGCGGGCGGCUUCAUCUACUUCCUCAGUUACCUGCCUUAUUUGUUCCUGUGGCCUCGCUAUGACUUACUGAGCCACGCUCAAAAAGUGUCAGCCUGCCUUAUCUCCAAUGUGGCCAUGGCCAUGGGAGCACAGCUUAUAGGAAUGUUUGAAGGCAAAGGUACUGGAAUCCAGUGGUCAAACCUGUUUGACUCUGUGACAGUGGACGAUGACUUCUCCAUGGCCCAGGUUCUGUGCUUGCUGCUGUUUGACUCGGUGCUUUACGGCCUGGUGGCCUGGUACAUGGAGGCUGUGUUUCCCGGAGAGUACGGAGUGCCUCUUCCAUCUUACUUCUUUCUACUGCCUUCAUACUGGUGCAGCAGCCCUCGCAUGGCUAUGGUAAACGAGAAAGAGGAAGAGGAGGAUGCAGAAAAAGCUAUGAAGGGAGAGUUUAUAGAGGAGGAGCCAGCUGGAGUAGUAUCUGGAAUAAAGAUUAAACACCUCACUAAGGAGUUCAAAGUAGGGAACAAGACACGGCAGGCGGUGCGAGAUCUGACGCUGAACAUGUUCGAGGGGCAGAUCACAGUGGUGCUGGGACACAAUGGUGCUGGGAAGACCACCACGCUGUCCAUGCUUACAGGUCUGUUUCCUCCCAGCAGCGGCCGGGCCUACAUAAAUGGUUACGACAUCUGUCAGGACAUGGCUCUGAUCCGACGUAGUCUGGGUCUCUGUCCUCAGCACGACGUUUUGUUUGACAACCUCACAGUGAGAGAGCAUCUGCUCUUCUAUGCACAGCUGAAAGGCUUCCCCAAGGAGCAAAUUUCAGAUGAGGUGGAUCGUAUCAUCUGCAUUUUGAACCUGGAGGACAAGCGACAUUCUCGCUCCAAGACCCUCUCUGGCGGCAUGAAGAGGAAGCUUUCCAUCGGAAUCGCCCUCAUUGGAGACUCCAAGGUCGUCAUGCUGGAUGAGCCAACGUCUGGGAUGGAUCCAUCAGCACGACGGGCCACCUGGGACCUUCUCCAGGGAGAGAAACGAGGUCGCACCAUCCUGCUCACCACUCACUUCAUGGAUGAGGCCGAUCUACUUGGUGACCGGAUCGCCAUCAUGGCAGGAGGCGAGCUGCAGUGCUGCGGCUCGUCACUAUUCCUGAAGAGCAAAUACGGUGCUGGCUACCACAUGGUGAUUGUCAAAGGUUCACUUUGUAAUGUAUCAGAGAUCACUCGCCUUGUUCAUAUGUAUGUUCCCAACGCUACAAUGGAGAGCAGCGCCGGAGCCGAGCUCUCUUACAUCCUGCCUAAAGAAAGCACCAGCAGGUUUGAGCUGCUAUUUGCUGAGCUGGAAAUGAACAAAGAGGAACUGGGUAUUGCAAGCUAUGGAGCCUCGGUGACCACCAUGGAAGAAGUUUUCCUUAGAGUUGGAAAGCUGGUGGAUUCUAGUUUGGACAUUCAGGCGAUCCAGCUGCCAGCCCUUCAGUACCAACAUGAGAGACGCUCCCAUGACUGGACCACCGAUGACGCCAGCAGCAUCAGUGGCCUGACAGAUGUCACUGACUUCACAGACAGUGGGACACUCAUCUCUGAUGAUGGGUCAAACAUUAAACUGAACACAGGGGUCAGACUCCACCUGCAGCAGUUUUAUGCCAUGUUUCUAAAGAGGGCACUGUACAGCUGGAGGAACUGGAAAGUGAUGGUGGCUCAGUUCUUGGUCCCUUUGAUCUUCACUGUUGUGGCCUUAGUGGUGGCACGCACCCUCCCCAACCAUCAGGAUGCCCCUAUGCUGAGGCUGGCCCUCAGCCACUAUGGUCCCACCAGGGUCCCUGUGGCCCUGCAGCCAGGCGCGGGUUCGCUUUCUUCUUCUCUAGCAGAAAUGUAUACAUCCCAACUCCUAGACCAACUGGGUGAGCUCAGAAAUGUCACAGAUUUCACUAAUUACGUGCUGACCAAUGCGAAAGCAGAAGGCGGGGUCUUUAACGAGCGCUGCGUGGUGGGCGCUGCCUUCCUUGGCAGGAGCAACCACUAUUCAGAAGCAACAGCCUAUUUCAACAACCAGGGCUACCACACACCUGCCACAGCCCUCAUGAUGGUGGACAACGCUCUGUUCAAACUCCUAGCUGGGCCCAACGCCUCAAUCCUGACAAGCAAUUACCCCAUGCCCAGAAACCUGUCUGAGACUGCGAGGAGCCAGCUCACAGAUAGUAAGACUGGCUUUGCCAUUGCCAUCAACCUGAUGUACGGCAUGGCCUCACUGUCGAGCACUUUUGCCCUGCUGCUUGUAUCUGAAUCUGCAAUCAAGUCGAAGCACGUCCAGCAGGUCAGCGGCGUCUACCUGUCCAACUUCUGGUUCUCUGCCCUGCUGUGGGACCUGGUCAACUUCCUGCUGCCAUGCCUUCUCAUGCUGGUUGUAUUCCAAGCGUUUGGAAUCGAAGCUUUUGUGGCGGAUCACCACCUCAUCGAUGUUCUCCUGAUACUCCUCUUGUACGGCUGGGCCAUUGUGCCUCUGAUGUAUCUGCUCAGCUUCUUCUUCUCCACUGCUGCCACCGCCUACACACGCCUGACUAUCUUCAAUAUGAUCUCCGGCACGGCCACGUUUCUAACCGUUACCAUCAUGACCAUCCCAGAGUUAAACCUGGUGCACCUGUCGCACUUAUUGGAUAAGGUUUUCCUGAUCUUCCCUAACUACUGCCUGGGCAUGUCCUUCAGCCAGUUCUACCAGAACUAUGAAUUCAUAAAGUUUUGCACCUCCAGUGAAAUCAGUGAAGUCAUUUGCAAAGUUUUAAAUAUCACAUACCAGCCAAACUACUUCUCCAUGUCAGAGCCUGGUGUAGGUCGCUUCCUGGUGUCCCUCUUGGUGCAGGGCGUCGUCUUCAACGCUCUGCUGUUUGUCAUCGAGCUGCAGUGUGUCCGCACCGUCUGCAGACUCUUCACCUCUCUGGGCAGAAAACGCAAACAGGUGACUCUCUUGGAUGAGGCGGCAUUCCUUCCAGAGGACCGGGACGUGGCUGAAGAGAGGAAGCGGGUCCUGGAGUGCCAGCCAGUGGUGGAGUCCAUGGUUGGCAGCCCUCUCAUAUUGCAUGAGCUCAGUAAGGUUUACAGCAGUGGGGAGAACCUCUUGGCUGUGGACAGGCUGUCUCUCGCAGUGGGGAAGGGAGAGUGUUUCGGCCUCCUGGGCUUCAACGGAGCUGGAAAGACCACAACGUUUAAGAUGCUGACCGGUGAUGAGAGCGUCACGUCCGGAGACGCCUACAUAGACGGCUACAGCAUCCUGAGGGACAUUAAGAAGGUGCAGCAGCGCAUUGGUUACUGUCCUCAGUUUGAUGCCGUUCUGGAUCACAUGACGGGAAGAGAGACGCUGAGCAUGUACGCCCGACUCAGAGGAAUCCCAGAGAAGUAUGUAGCUGGAUGUGUGGAGAACGUCCUGCGGUCGCUGCUGCUGGAGCCUCAUGCUGAUAAACUGACCCGCAGCUACAGUGGCGGAAAUAAGAGGAAGCUGAGUGCUGGUAUGGCACUGAUUGGUGGGCCUCCGGUCAUCUUCCUGGAUGAGCCUUCCACAGGGAUGGACCCUGUCGCUCGGAGACUGCUGUGGGACGCAGUCACUCGCACCCGGGAGUCUGGGAAGGCCAUAAUAAUCACCUCCCAUAGCAUGGAGGAGUGUGAGGCCCUCUGCACCAGGCUGGCAGUGAUGGUCAACGGUCAGUUCAAGUGCCUCGGGAGUCCCCAACACCUGAAGAGCAAGUUUGGCAGUGGCUACACGCUGCUGGCUAAAGUCCACAAGGAGGAUGACCUGGAGGACGGCGACCUGCAGCUUUUUAAAGACUUCAUUGAAAGCACUUUCCCAGGAAGUCAACUCAAAGAUGAGCACCAGGGAAUGGUUCACUACCAUCUGACAGAUAAAGCACUAACCUGGGCACAGGUUUUUGGCACAUUGGAGGCAGCCAAGGAGAAGUACUGCAUUGAAGACUACUGCGUGAGCCAGAUAUCUCUGGAGCAAGUAUUCCUCAGCUUUGCUCAGUUCCAACAUUGCACACAAACUGAGAGGAAGUAGGUGGAAGGAGCCAGGAAUCCGUCCAUAGUCAACCUAAAACCUGGUGGAAGCAAAAACAUUGUUUGACUCCCAUCUCCAUUUCUGACUUGAGCACUAACACUAAGAAAGUCAACGGUCCAGUCUGAAACUUGAGCAUCUCUUCUGCUUCAUGAGACUUUAGUUGGUCAAUCACGCUGUUUGUUGUUGCCGUCUGAAGUUAGGAACGCUGACUCUCAUCGUAGCUUGUGGGGUGUUGAUUAUACCAAGUGACAAACUCCUAGAUCUGCACCUUUUUCAAUCGAGUCAAACGCUUUGUCAACCCUCAACCACUACCAGCCGUGUGUGAGGGGGUUAAUGUGUGUGUAUGUGUGUUUGUGUGCAUUUAGUAUUUGUACAGACUACACAGGUAGUCUGUACAAAUACUGUAGUAUUUGUAGUUUUUCUUAUUUAUGACUUUUAUGACUUCUGUUCCCAUGAUUUUGUGCUGAUUGUCAUCACAGGAAAGUUGAACCACUGAUGAUUGUGAAGCUGCUGUGCACCUUCGAGCCUUAUCCAACAAACUAAUUCUUUUUAUGUCAUCCUGACCAGAAGGACUCUAGACCCCGAAGAGUCUCUUAAUGUUGCCAGAUGUACACAAUAUGACAUGUCUAUGGUACUCGUACUCAAAUCAAGACAGUUUUCAGUGUAAUGCAUGCAUAGAAUCUAAAUGAGUAAAAGCAUCAAGUUCAGCGGGAGGAGAGCAGCAGAGAAUGAAGGAUAAUCCUUAAAUUAUAUUUAAUUAUUUCUUAUUAUGGUCUGUACGUCUCCUCUUUCAGUUAAUGGGAAUCAGUUUCUGCAGCAACAUGCAGCAACAGAAAUAUUAACCAUUACAGUUUAGUUUAUGUGCUCUUACAGGUAAUUAAAUUGCACUUAUGCAAAUGAUGCAGUGAAAAUCUUAAUUUGAAUGUAGAUUUGCCCUGUUAUUAUUAUUAUUAUUAUUAUUAUUAUUAUUAUUAUUAUUAUUAUUAUUAUUAUUAUUAUUAUUAUUAUUCCUUAACUAACUUCUAUCCUGAAAAAAACAACAGUUAAAUACUUCUAAACAAACCAAACCUUUUUCUCUGAGAGAUAAUUCUCAUCACUGUAUUUUACGAAUACAGUGUCAUUUUCUUCUGCCAUUCAUGACAUAUUACACCCUAGAUCAAAGCGUGUCAACAUUGUUACAUUUUUUUUUAUAAAUGAUGUAGAAAGACUCAGUUACAUUUAUUAAAUAGUAAUAUUUCCGGCUUAUAUUAUAGGUAAACCAAGUCUCCUGGUUUCCUGUAAUCUCUGUGAUACAAACCGGGACAAAUAAUAUUAUCUGCUCAUCUCCUCAUAUUCUCCUCACUUCAGCAGUGUGAUGAAUGUGCGCUUCCCCACGCCGUCUAACUUGAGCAAGAUAAUACAUUAUCUUUUAUUAAGCGCUUAAUUUUCACUUUUAUGACGUUUUUUUUCUUUUGUAUUUUUUUGCACAAUUCUUUCCCAUUAAGCGAAUGACUUGAAAGUUAUACAGCAUGAACACUUGAAAUGUACGCAAGGCAAACUUUUAAAGAUCGACUCCUGCUGAAAUUAUGGUGUCAUAUUUUAAAAAAGGGAAUUUGCAUCAUUGUAAGUGUGUAUUGUACUGUACCAUGGAACUGAACCUGUCAAAUCUGUAUGUAUCAUUAUCCUUUUUAAAUAAAAUAAUGCUUUCCAUGCAAAUGGGAGCAAACGUU
This is a messenger RNA of Poeciliopsis prolifica (blackstripe livebearer), 7166 nucleotides long. RefSeq names its product ATP-binding cassette, sub-family A (ABC1), member 3b (gene abca3b). The coding region runs from base 331 to 5457 and encodes 1708 amino acids. Gene Ontology annotation, biological process: lipid transport; transmembrane transport. Lineage: Eukaryota; Metazoa; Chordata; Actinopteri; Cyprinodontiformes; Poeciliidae. The record is from RefSeq and is a predicted model, not a curated record. Gene Ontology annotation, molecular function: ABC-type transporter activity; lipid carrier activity; ATP hydrolysis activity. The transcript is spliced from 31 exons. Gene Ontology annotation, cellular component: intracellular membrane-bounded organelle; membrane.